Messenger RNA from Phalacrocorax carbo (great cormorant), 2051 nucleotides. Lineage: Eukaryota; Metazoa; Chordata; Aves; Suliformes; Phalacrocoracidae. The record is from RefSeq and is a predicted model, not a curated record.
UGGGGCAGCCACUGUCGGUUUCCGCCCUGUGCUACCGCCAGGAGGCCGUGGGCGAGGGGGCUGCACUCACUUGGUGCCACUUGCGGGUCCGCCCCGCCUGCCUCCGCACAGAACUGAAAGUGAACAUGCUAAUCAAAACUUCCACUGAUAGGUAGAAGGAUACAUGUUCAAGUAGAAAGGAAUAUGUACUCAAAUUCCUCCAGCUUGGGUCAUCCACCCUUCACUCCAAAACAUCAACAGACUAAUUUCUUCAAUAAGCGUCCUCUAAAUAUGCCACCUACUCGUCGCUAUCGGCACCAAAUUACUGAUACUCAGUUUAAUUUUCAGAAUGCAGAUCUUUCCAGGGUUCUUCUGAGUGGGAACAUUGCAGCUAUUCCAGCUCUUAUGCUGCAGCCAAUGCCUUAUAUAAAUGGCAGUCCAGUGCAUACGUCUGAUGCGCCCAGGGUAUUCCGAGGGAGAAAAAGACUAAGUAAUCAAUGUGUUUCACAUGACAUCAAACGGCAGCGGUUUCACUCACCUCGUUCUGAAACAUCUGUAGUUAACGAAUCAGUGCCUUCACCAGAAGAACGUAGAUACUCCAUCCUAGGAUCAGUGCGUUCUCGACCGUUCCAUGCACAUUACUUACCAGAUUUAACCGGAUAUGUCCCUCCAUUGCACAAUACUUUGUUUCCAGACCCUAUAGAAACCACGCUCCCAGUGGUCGAAGAUCAGUUAAGUCAGCAGGUUCUGGAGUUGUUUCAAGCAUGUCAGCAACAGACCUGUGAUUUGAACAGAAAAGAGCUUUGCAGAACGGAACUCCAGAGAGAGAUUCAGCGACUUUUUCCACAGAGUAGACUCUUUUUGGUUGGGUCCUCACUAAACGGAUUUGGCACUCGUAGCAGUGAUUGUGACUUGUGCCUGGUGGUUAAAGAAGAACCAGUAAAUCAGAAGACUGAAGCAAGGCAUAUACUCAGCAUAAUCCAAAAACUCUUCAGUACCAAACUUUCAAGUUACAUUGAGCGACCUCAGCUGAUUCGAGCAAAAGUGCCAAUAGUGAAGUUCAGGGAUAAAGUCAGCUGUGUGGAGUUUGACUUGAAUGUAAACAAUGUUGUAGGAAUAAGAAAUACAUUCCUUUUGAGAGCCUACGCAUACAUUGAGAAUCGAGUUCGUCCAUUAGCAGUUGUUGUUAAGAAGUGGGCAAGUUUUCAUGACAUAAAUGAUGCCAGUCGUGGUACUUUAAGCAGCUAUACCCUUAUAUUGAUGGUUUUGCACUAUUUACAGACCCUACCUGAGCCCAUUCUUCCAUCUCUUCAAAAAAAUUAUCCAGAAUCUUUUGAUCCUGCUACGCAGUUGCACCUUGUUCAUCAAGUUCCAUGUACCAUUCCUCCUUACCUCUCGAAAAACGGAUCAAGCCUUGGAGAUUUGUUAAUAGGCUUCUUCAAAUACUAUGCCACAGAAUUCGAUUGGAACCAUCAAAUGAUUUCAGUUCGUGAGGCCAAAGCUGUUCCAAGACCUGAUGGUAUUGAAUGGAGAAACAAGUUUAUUUGUGUAGAAGAGCCCUUUGAUGGGACAAACACUGCUAGAGCUGUACAUGAAAAACAGAAGUUUGAUACUAUCAGAGCUGAAUUUCUGCAGUCUUGGCAGGUACUACGAGACAAGAAGGACCUGAACUGUAUAUUACCUUUAAGAAUGGCCAUUCAGAAAAGAUAAGUGGAAGAAGUUCGUUUCUUCUUAUUGGAUCCUGCUGAAAAAAAGAACAGUAUCAAAAUCAAGAGGCAAUUUCCCCGUGUUUUUUCUAUGACAUGUUUUUCUCUGUAAACUUUUGUUAAGGAAAUGUUUAUAACAAAGAUAGCAUAUUUUAUUACCCACAUUUCUUAAUACAGCUGUUAAUUCAAAGAUAGGUUUUCUGGAAAUGCUUGUGGUGUUGACUUCUAGAAGAAAAUAAAACACCAAAUCACAAGAAUGGAUCGGUUGUAAGGAAAGUAUGGGGAUACACUGACUUGUUUUCACAAUCUGUAUAAUCAUUAACUCAGACACAUAUAAGCCGCAAAAUAAAGACAUUCAGCACGGAA